AUGGUGGUCAUACAAACGGUCAGCAAUAAGGAUGUUGUUGUCAGGGCAAAGCCCGUAACGGUCGAGGCAUUUGAAAAAUAUGGCGGCCUGCUGGCCUGCGACCUGCAGCUCGCCAGUGCCCCGCAGAGCUCGGCAAAUCAGGGCACAGCCAUCAAGCUCAUGAAAAUGGCCCCCGUCGUCAACAACUACGCGGCCGCACCCAGCAACAGACCGGGCACCGCAAAUUGGAACAUCUUCCGCUCGUCGCCGCCCACACACCUGCUUGCACACGCGGACGGUGUCACAAAGUACACGGCCAAGGUGCUCGAGCGACACCCGUACACUACGCAGACGUUUGUCCCAAUGGGGAGGUCACGUGACGUCACUCACGCGUACCUGGUGAUUGUGGCACCCGACAAGGACGGUUUGCCGGACUACGAAAACACUGAGGCAUUCAUUUUCAAAGGCGACCAGUCGGUUACUUACGGAGUCGGCACGUGGCAUGCGCCGAUGGUGGUUCUUGGAGACACGUAUCUAGAUUUUGCCGUGCUGGUCCACGAGAACGGUGUCGAACACGAGGACUGUGAGGAGGUGGUGUAUAGUGGCAUGACAAUAGAGUUUAAUUAGGUGUCUACUCGUCUGUAUCCAUUCUGUCGGACUGCUCAGUUGGCUCAGUUUGUUCUGCUGGCUGCUCGGGUUGUUCUUGUUCCUGCUGCUCCUCCUGUGGUUCGUCUCUAUUUCUAGCGUUGGAGAGGCUAUCCAGACGGUCGAGCCACUGCUGAACGUCGUCGUCGUCAUAGAUCGUGAACUGUUCGGAUUUGCCGACGACGGCAACCGUGGUGUUCAGCGAGUUCAGCUCCUUGUCCUGCGACAGCGUGUCUCUGAGGGCCGUCAGCGCAUACUCUAUCAGUUGUUCCUUGGUGGCGUCUGCAAACUCCUCGUACUUCCUUUCCAGAAACGUUCUGGCGGCUUGGGAUCUUGCGCCAAUCGCAGCCCCGACGUAUUCCAGCACGUUUCCCGAUGGCUGGAACUCGUACAGAUGGGCCCCGUUCUCGUCGAUUCCGGCCACCAGCAGCCCCACACCGUAUGGACGGCCGCCGGCAGAUUGUGUGUUGUCCUGUGCCUUGUCUGCGAUCGAGUACACCGCCUUGGCCACGUUCAGUGGCCGGUUGAAAACCAUUUUCGACGACAUGGCCUGUUGUCUCAGGAAGUUCGAGAGCACACGCGCGUCGGGCGCCAGACCGGCCAAUGCUAUGCCCAUGUGAUUGUCAACUUUGAUGAUUUUCUUUUGGUACGAGCCCAAUUCCUCUGCGUUUCGCUUCAGGGCCACCAGAACCACAUGGUUCUUGGACGCGAUCCCCACGGCUGCAGAGCCCUGCUUAAUGGCUUCCAGAGCGUAUUCUAUCUGGAAGAUCCGCCCGGUGGGCGAGAACGUCGUCGCGUCGUUGUCGUAGUUAUUGCGGAACUGCAAAAGUUAGCCACAAGAGCGAAUUGGCAAUACUUACCAUUGUGCAAGGUUGAAUCUAUGUUUUGCC
Molecule: messenger RNA, 1514 nt
Organism: Ogataea polymorpha
Lineage: Eukaryota; Fungi; Ascomycota; Pichiomycetes; Pichiales; Pichiaceae
Exons: 1
Coding region: 1-606 (201 amino acids)
Biological process (GO): allantoin catabolic process
Molecular function (GO): ureidoglycolate lyase activity; ureidoglycolate hydrolase activity
Source: RefSeq, a predicted model, not a curated record